Molecule: messenger RNA, 979 nt
Organism: Acaulospora morrowiae
Lineage: Eukaryota; Fungi; Glomeromycota; Glomeromycetes; Diversisporales; Acaulosporaceae
Source: the annotation of a GenBank genome assembly
GCUUCUAUUGUUUGCGGAUUAUUUAGAAAGUGACUUCAAUAUAAAAAAAAAGGAUGACAUCGCGCACUGGGUGGAUUUUACAAAAAUAUUUUUUGAGGACAAUACUUCAAUGAAUUAUAACAGCGGAUCAAGAAAAUUUGAAAUAAAAUAUCAACUUAUACCUAGGUUUUAUCAGACAUUUUUCGAAUCUGGGGUGACGAAAAUACAGCUAAUAUUAGGGAUCACUCAAGAAUCCAUUCAACAUAACAAUGGAAUAUUGGUAGAGUGCAAGUCAGCUUCAAUAAUGUACCAUUAUGAAAAUGGGAUGCAGGUCGUUGAGACAGGACGCCUGAGUGUCACUUUUGUCAAUAUGAAAAUCACAAAUUUUGAAUUUGAGGCAGAAAAAUAUACUGAGUAUGUUCCAAGGCAACUCUUGAACGAGUUUAUAACAAAUUCUCAGGAGAGUCUCAUAAAUGGACACGGCAUCCCUUACAAGACCAUGCGGUGUCUAGAGGUUGGUGAGGGGGUAGACUAUAUGCAGGAUGUCAUGGCAGUUACAAUUAAUAAUCCAAAUAUAGGACCACUGGAGGCAUUACGGAUCAUUGCGUCCCAAAAUUCUAAUCCAAAUGUAGCAGCGUCAAUGGUUAAUCAUCCACUGGAAAUGUCAAGUUCGCCUUCUCAAUCUGUUUCCAAAAAGGAUACCAAGAAUGACGUAUCGAAUUUCAGUGGUGCACCGCCAACUCCUAAUGCUAAUGACUUACAGACUUCUGCGAGUACCCCAGUAGGAACACCUACUCCAAUACAUACCCCUACACCGACUCCAAAAUCAACACCAUCGCCGCUAGUGAUGAAUAGUGGUGCUAUCGGGUCACCACACCCAAAGCUUUCGGUGAAAUCUCCGGCUUUAGGUGAAAACACUGUCAAAAGACCUAAUGAUGGAGGAUUCAAUGCAAAUAAAAAAAGACCACGGCCAUCCCUAAAAUCUCCAAAAAAGCAAUGA